This is a messenger RNA of Sphenostylis stenocarpa, 390 nucleotides long. Lineage: Eukaryota; Viridiplantae; Streptophyta; Magnoliopsida; Fabales; Fabaceae. The record is from the annotation of a GenBank genome assembly.
AUGGAAAAGGGAAGGGCAUGGAUAGGGAGGAAGUGUAGUGUUGGUAGGAACGAGGAGCAGAGGAAAAGAGCUGUAAGAUCCGCCGAGGAAAACCUACUCGAAAAAGGUUGUGGUGUGUCUGAUGGUGUCAGUGAUGCGAAGAGAAAGUUGGAGCACGUGAGAGACAGACACUCGAAAAAGGCCACAUUUUUGCUCAGAACUGUGAAAGAGGAUGAUGAAUUAAUGAUGCUUAGAGAUCCGUGGUUGCAAAAUCGUAUCGUGGGGUUCAAUACCCAAGGGGACAGUGAGGAGUCGUUGGAGGAGGAUAAAAAACCUCGUUCCACUGUCUUCGCCAACAUGAACGAUGAUCAGAGGUUGAUGAAGAAGAAAGGAGGCAGGUAUCUAGUGUGA